This is a messenger RNA of Cooperia oncophora, 1707 nucleotides long. The record is from the annotation of a GenBank genome assembly. Lineage: Eukaryota; Metazoa; Nematoda; Chromadorea; Rhabditida; Trichostrongylidae.
AUGGCGACGACGAUGUUAGCGGGUGGACUCAUCAAGUCCAAAACAGGAGAAGCUCCGCUACAUUUGGCAGCGCAAAAUGGUCACGUCAGGGUUGUAAACGUUCUGGUACAGGACCAUGGGGCCAGUCUCGAGGCAAUCACUCUCGACAACCAGACGGCGUUACAUUUUGCGGCUAAGUACGGUCAGCUUGUGGUUAGUCAAACGCUGCUCGCCUUGGGAGCCAAUCCCAACGCCCGUGACGAUAAAGGACAAACGCCACUGCACUUGGCGGCUGAGAACGAUUAUCCGGACGUAGUGAAGUUGUUUCUGAAGAUGAAGCAGAACAAUCGUGGAGUGCUGACUGCUAUCGAUCAUAAUGGAUUCACAUGUGCACAUAUCGCUGCUAUGAAGGGAUCACUGGCUGUCGUGAAGGAGCUGAUGAUGAUCGAUAAGGCUAUGGUUAUUCAAGCGAAAACAAAAACUCUGGAGGCUACCACACUGCACAUGGCCGCCGCGGGAGGACAUACGAACAUCGUCAAAAUCCUACUGGAAAAUGGAGCCAGCGCUGAGGACGAAAAUGCUCACGGAAUGACUGCAUUACACUUGGGAGCAAAAAACGGAUUUGUCUCUAUACUCGAGGCUUUUGAUAAGUCGUUGUGGAGACGGUGCUCGAAAAAGACUGGUUUGAACGCUCUGCAUAUUGCCGCCUACUACGGGAACUCGGAUUUCGUCAACGAGAUGUUGAAGAGCGUGCCAGCAUCAAUCCGUUCUGAACCACCGAUCUACAACCAUCAUGUCGUGAAAGAAUUCGCCACUGAGUAUGGCUUCACACCACUGCAUUUGGCAGCUCAAUCUGGCCACGAUUCGCUCGUACGAAUGUUGCUCAAUCAAGGUGUGCAGGUGGACGCGACAAGCACCACCAUGAAUGUGAUCCCAUUGCAUCUGGCCGCUCAACAAGGUCACAUCGCAGUUGUCGGCAUGCUCCUGUCUCGGUCCACUCAACAGCAGCACGCUAAAGAUUGGCGCGGAAGAACUCCGCUUCACCUUGCAGCUAUGAAUGGACACUACGAGAUGGUAUCACUUCUUAUUGCCCAAGGGUCGAACAUUAAUGUUAUGGACCAGAACGGCUGGACUGGAAUGCACUUCGCCACAAAAGCUGGUCAUUUAAACGUCAUAAAACUCUUCGUGAAGAGUUCAGCCGACGAGUUAGCAGAAACAAAAGAAGGAAAGGUACCAUUGUGCUUCGCAGCAGCUCACAACCAUAUCGAAUGUCUUCGGUUUCUUCUGAAGCAAAAGCACGACACCCAUCAGCUCAUGGAAGAUCGCCGAUUCAUAUUCGAUUUGAUGGUCUGUGGCAAAGGCAACGACAACGAGCCACUUCAAGAGUUCAUUUUGCAGAGCCCAGCUCCGAUAGACACUGCUGUGAAAUUGUCAGCUCUAUACAGGGAUAUGUCUGAGAAAGAAAAAGAACGAGCAAAAGAUCUCUCGAACGUGGCUGUGUUCUCUGAGAACAUGGCUGUGGAACUUCUUGGCAUUACCGCCAGUGAGUACAACGCGGCUAUCCUGCUCAAAGCUAAGGACAAUCGAGGACGACCUUUGCUCGAUGUUCUCAUUGAAAACGAACAGAAGGAAGUCGUUUCUUAUGCGUCAGUACAACGAUAUCUCACAGAGAUUUGGACGGCACGAGUUGACUGGUCUUUUGGUGAGUUCUCAGUUUCGAUAGAGUAG